Messenger RNA from Zootoca vivipara (common lizard), 933 nucleotides. RefSeq names its product olfactory receptor 13H1-like. Lineage: Eukaryota; Metazoa; Chordata; Lepidosauria; Squamata; Lacertidae. Gene Ontology annotation, molecular function: olfactory receptor activity; G protein-coupled receptor activity. The record is from RefSeq and is a predicted model, not a curated record. Gene Ontology annotation, cellular component: membrane. Gene Ontology annotation, biological process: G protein-coupled receptor signaling pathway.
AUGGGACUUGCAAAUGAGACUAUGGUGACAGAGUUCAUCUUGAUUGGGUUAUCCGAAUACCCCAGAGCUCAAACCAUCUUUUUCUUCUUCCUCUUGGUAGUCUACCUCACUAGCUUUCUUGGUAAUGGCCUCAUUAUCAUGCUAAUCAUUAUGGACCCCAGGCUUCAUACUCCCAUGUAUUUCUUUCUGUGUGCUCUGUCUUUUAUUGACAUCGCCCUCAUCAGCAAUACAGUUCCAGAGGUCUUGGUCAACUGCUUCAUUUACAGGCCUACAAUUUCCUUCUACAGAUGCCUGUCCCAGAUGUACAUUGGUCUAUUACUUGUCUCCACUGAGUGUGUCCUGCUUGCACUCAUGGCAUACGACCGCUUUGUGGCUAUAUGCCAGCCCUUGCACUACAUGAAGAUCAUGAGCUGGAAAUGUUGCCUUUGCCUCGUGGCUGCAUCUAUGGGCUUUCCUUUCCUGAUAACUCUGAUCAAUGCACUGUUGCGGCCGACUGACUUCUGUGGCCAAAAUGUCAUCCAUCAUUUUGCAUGUGAGCUGGAGUCAUUCCUCAAACUGGCUUGCUCUGACAUUCAUGCUAGUGAGCUCUUUAUGCAAGCUGCCAGCAUCUCCAUUUUAAUACCUCCCUUUGGUUUCAUAGUUGUGACAUAUGGGCGCAUAGGCCUGGCUGUACUGCGCAUCCGUUCAGCACAGGGUCGCAAGAAAGCCUUUUCCACCUGCAGCUCUCACCUUGCUGUCGUCAGUGUCUUCUAUGGCACAAUCAUGAUCAUGUACUUGAGGCCACAAGGGAAAUCGGUUUCUGAAAAGGACAAGCUCAUAUCUGUAGCAUAUGGAGCUUUGACACCUAUGCUCAACCCUUUGAUAUACAGCCUGAGAAACAGGGAUGUGAAGGGUGCCUUUUGGAAACUGGCUGGAAGGAAAAUAUCAGAAUAA